AUGGAGAUUGCCAUGGUAUGCACAAGAGUUAACCUCCUCAUCCUCAUCCUCUCCCUCUGCUCGCCAUACAAGUUCAUCCAGAGCCCCAUGGACUUUGGCCCCUUGAACCUGCUCCCCACCACCAUCGCUGCGUCCAGUGACUUCGGCAGGAUCCUCUUCCACUCCCCGUCCGCGGUGUUGAAGCCCCAGUCCCCAAGGGACAUCUCUCUGCUUCUUAGCUUCCUCUCCGCCUCGUCUCUAGGCAAGGUGACGGUGGCGGCCAGGGGUGCGGGUCACUCCAUUCAUGGACAGGCCCAGGCCCUCGAUGGCAUUGUGGUGGAGAUGCGCUGCUUGCCUGCUGAGAUAGAGCUGCACAGAGGAGGAGAAGGAGAUGUUUCCUAUGCUGAUGUGAGCGGCGGAGCCAUGUGGAUAGAGCUCCUGGAGCAGAGCUUGAAGGCUGGGCUGGCUCCAAGGUCCUGGACUGAUUACCUCUACAUCACCAUUGGUGGGACUCUGUCCAAUGCCGGCAUCAGCGGGCAGACAUUCAAGCAUGGGCCUCAGAUUAGCAAUGUUCUACAGCUGGAGGUAGUCACAGGCAGGGGAGAGACCGUGACAUGCUCGCCCACCAAGAACGCAGAGCUGUUCAGCGCUGUUCUGGGAGGCCUUGGCCAGUUUGGCAUCAUAACUAGGGCAAGGAUCCUGCUGCAGGAAGCUCCACAGAAAGUGAAGUGGGUGAGGGCCUUCUACGACGAUUUCGGCACCUUCACCAAAGACCAGGAGCUGCUGGUGUCGAUGCCGGAUAUGGUGGACUACGUAGAAGGUUUCAUCGUCUUGAAUGAACAGUCGCUUCACAGCUCUUCCAUUGCCUUCCCUGCAAAUAUGGACUUCAGCCCAGAUUUUGGCACCAAGGGCAGUCCUAAGAUCUACUACUGCAUAGAGUUUGCGGUUCAUGAUUAUCAGCGCGUGAAUACCAAUGUGGAGCAGGUGGUGGAAGCCAUCUCAGUGCAGAUGAGCCACAUAGCGUCCCACCUGUACAGUGUGGAGGUGUCCUACUUUGAUUUCCUCAACAGGGUGAGGAUGGAGGAGAUGAGCCUGAGGAGCAGCGGGCUCUGGGAGGUGCACCACCCGUGGCUCAACAUGUUCGUGCCCAAGGCCGGGAUCAGGGACCUGAGGGACCUUCUCAUGGACAACAUCUCACCGGAUAACUUUGAGGGGCUCAUCCUCAUCUAUCCACUCCUCAGAGACAAGUGGGGCACUAACACAUCGGUCGUGCUACCGGAUUCCGGGUCCACGGAGCAGGUGAUGUACGUGGUUGGCAUUCUCCGUUCUGCAAACCCUGAUGAAGGAUGCUCCCACCACUGCCUCCAAGAGCUUCUCCGCCGUCAUCGCCACAUAGCUGACACUGCCGGAGUGCGCAUUGGUGCAAAACAGUACUUGGCUCACCAUCCAACUCCGGCUGGCUGGCACCAACACUUUGGCCCACGUUGGGAGCGGUUCGCGGAGCGCAAAAACCGGUUUGACCCGCUGUCCAUCCUCGGGCCAGGCCAAGGUAUAUUCCCCAAGGGCAACACUGGGGUCUCUUUUCGGGUUGUUUCCUCGGCAUUUUGA
This is a messenger RNA of Triticum turgidum subsp. durum (durum wheat), 1587 nucleotides long. NCBI's taxonomy places the organism in Eukaryota, Viridiplantae, Streptophyta, Magnoliopsida, Poales, Poaceae. The record is from the annotation of a GenBank genome assembly.